This is a messenger RNA of Marmota monax (woodchuck), 2537 nucleotides long. RefSeq names its product glutathione peroxidase 7 (gene Gpx7). The transcript has 3 exons. Gene Ontology annotation, molecular function: glutathione peroxidase activity. The record is from RefSeq and is a predicted model, not a curated record. Lineage: Eukaryota; Metazoa; Chordata; Mammalia; Rodentia; Sciuridae. Gene Ontology annotation, biological process: response to oxidative stress. Bases 60 to 620 code for a protein of 186 amino acids.
AUCGCCGGGUCCCCCGCCUCGUCUUUGCCCUCCCAAAGCCGCCACCUCGGAAGCGAGUCAUGGUGGCUGCCGUGGCGGCGGCGUGGCUGCUCCUGUGGGCCGCGGCCUGCGCGCAGCGGGAGCAGGACUUCUAUGACUUCAAGGCGGUCAACAUCCGGGGCAAGCUGGUGUCGCUGGAGAAGUACCGCGGCUCGGUGUCCCUAGUGGUAAAUGUGGCUAGUGAGUGUGGCUUCACAGACCAGCACUAUCGAGCCCUGCAGCAGCUACAGCGGGACUUGGGUCCCCAUCACUUCAAUGUGCUUGCCUUUCCCUGCAACCAGUUUGGCCAACAAGAGCCAGACAGCAAUGGAGAGAUUGAGAGCUUUGUUCGUCACACCUAUAGUGUCUCUUUCCCCAUGUUUAGCAAGAUUGCAGUCACUGGCACUGGUGCCCACCCUGCCUUCAAGUACUUAACUGAAACUUCUGGGAAGGAGCCCACCUGGAACUUCUGGAAGUAUCUGGUGGCCCCAGAUGGAAAGGUAGUAGGGGCUUGGGACCCAACUGUGUCAGUGGAGGAGAUCAGGCCUCAGAUCAUGGCACUGGUGAGGAAGCUCAUCCUGCAGAAGCGAGAAGAUUUAUAACCACUUUGCCUCUUCUCCCACCAACCCUGUCCCACCUAUCUGUGUAUAAGUGACCAAAGCAAGCUCAAAUGGUGCUUCAAAGGGAGAGACUCACUGAUUCUCUUUCCAUCAUUCUUAUCCCACCUCCCCUUUCAUUCUUAUAAGGGGAAAAUUAUAGUAUUUUUUGAAUCAUAGUAUUUUUUGAAUUAUAGUAUUUUUUGAAUCCUGGCCAAGAAGAGCUCUUAGUAGUGAAUCACUAGUCAAUGAAGACAUGUGGCAAGUAGAAGCAUAUCUGGCAAUAAUCUAUCCUUUCAGGACUCUGGAAAAUGGGGCCAGUUCCUACCUCACAGGGAUGUUGUGAGGAUUAGGAUGGAACACCUGGGAAAGUGCCUUGGGCAGUGCCAGCCAAAUAGGAGGCAUUCAAUAAAUGUGGUGUGUUUUUUGCAUAUAAACCAAAAAAUAACUUGUGGUUAAUAAAAACUUAUACCCAACAUAAAUUUCCACCCAAUAGAAAUCUAGGUCAAACAUUUAUUUUUUUUGUUUUCCUUUGUGUAUUAUUAUUAUUAAUUACAGAAGAUGCAAGUCCCUGGACUGGGGAUGUAGCUUAGUGGCAGAUCACUUGCCUGACAUCACAUGUGAAGCCCUCGGUUCAAUCCUCAGAACCUAAAAAAAUAAAAUAAAAAAGAAAGAAAGAAAGCAAAUACCUUGUAAAAAUCCAAAAAUAAGGAUAAUGUAAAAUAAAAGUUAAAGUCCCCCCCCCCCUCAUUUUCUAUAAUCUCACGCCUUGGAAAUAAACACUGUCAGCAAUUUGGUACAAAAACUUCCAUACCUUUUUUUUUAAAAUCAAGCUAAUCAGUAUUGCCCCCCCCCCAAAAUUUAUAGACCAAAGGUAUACUACAACAACAACAAAAGCAAAGGAUAUAAAUAGGUAAUUUACAAAAGAAUACAAAUACCCAAUGAGGACAUGAAAAGAUAUUCAGAUUCAUAGGUUGGAAAGAUUUUUGAAAUGAUAAUACUCAUUUUUGGUAAGGAUGUAGGGAUAUGGGCAUUCAUAUAAACUGUUGAUAGGACAAAAUGGAACAAGGUUGUUUUGGUGAUGAUCUAUUAUUUUAUCCCCUUGGUACAGAGGAUUAAACCUAGAAGUGCUUUAUCAUUGAGCUACAUCUACCAGCCUUUUUUAUUUUUUAUUUGGAAUCAGGGUUUCACUAAAUUGCCCACACUGCCCUCAAACUUGUGAUUCUUCUACUCCUUCCAAUUAGCUGGGAUUUCAGGUGUACACCACUGCAUCUGACUGGAAAUAUCUUUUAAAACAAAAUCUUUUUUUUUUUUUAGGAGAGAUUUUUUUUUUUUUUUUUUUUUUUAGUUUUCGGUAGACACAACAUCUUUGUAUGUGGUGCUGAGGAUCGAACCCCGGGCCCGCACGCACGCCAGGCGAGCGUGCUACUGCUUGAGCCACAUCUCCAGCCCUUAAAACAAAAUCUUUGUAUCCUUUGCUCUAUCAUUUCCUCUUCUAAAAGACUCUGAAACCGUGUAUAUGUACAUAUAAACAAUAAUAUGUAUGUAUACCAUUCAUAAGAGUGAAAUUUUGGAUAUAACCCAUAUGUUUAUCAAAAUGGGUCUGGUAAUGGUACAAAUCUAAAUGAUAAACUAAUGCAAAUGUUAAAAUGAAUGGGCUAGAGGUGGGCACGGUGACUCACACUUGUAAUCUCAGCAGCUGGGGUGGGGAGGGCAGGUGGUUGAGGCAGGAGUUCAAAGCCAACCUCAAUAAAAGCAAGGCGCUGGGGCUGGGAUUGUGGCUCAGCGGUAGAGCACUCACCUUGCACAUGCGUGCGAGGCACUGGGUUCAAUCCUCAGCACCACAUAAAAAUAAAUAAAAUAAGAGUACUGUGUUCAACUACAAGUAAUUUAAUAUAUAUUAAAAAAAAAAAACAGAAAAAA